Miscanthus lutarioriparius is the source of this 3111-nucleotide messenger RNA. NCBI's taxonomy places the organism in Eukaryota, Viridiplantae, Streptophyta, Magnoliopsida, Poales, Poaceae. The record is from the annotation of a GenBank genome assembly.
AUGUGCGGGAUCUUCGCCUACCUCAACUACAACGUCUCGCGGGAGCGCCGCUACAUCCUCGAGGUUCUCUUCAACGGCCUCCGCCGCCUCGAGUACCGCGGCUACGACUCCUCCGGGAUCGCGCUCGAUGCCGACGGCGGCCAGGUCCCCUCCCCCGCUUCGCCGUACGCCGGGGCGCCGCCGCUCGUGUUCCGCCAGGAGGGCAAGAUCGAGAACCUCGUGCAAUCCGUCUACUCCGAGGUUGAUGAGAAGGAUGUGAACCUGGAUACUGCGUUCAGUGUGCAUGCUGGGAUUGCCCACACCAGGUGGGCCACGCACGGUGUGCCUGCUCCAAGGAACAGCCACCCCCAAUCGUCCGGCGCCGGUGAUGAGUUCUUGGUGGUCCACAAUGGCAUCAUCACCAACUAUGAGGUCUUGAAAGAGACACUAACUAGGCAUGGGUUCACCUUUGAGUCUGAUACAGACACAGAAGUCAUUCCUAAGCUAGCAAAGUUCGUUUUUGAUAAAUCUCAUGAUGAAGAAGGUGAUGUGACGUUUAGCCAAGUUGUUAUGGAAGUCAUGAGGCAGCUUGAAGGUGCCUACGCACUUAUCUUUAAAAGUCCACACUAUCCCAAUGAAUUGAUUGCAUGCAAACGAGGCAGCCAACUGAUACUUGGUGUCAAUGAAUUGAGUGGUCAACAGAAUGGGAAAUCAUUUCAUGAUGUCAAAACCUUGACAACAAACGGAAAGCCCAAAGAAUUAUUCUUCUCCAGUGAUCUAUGUGCUAUUGUAGAGCAUACGAAGAACUAUUUAGCGCUUGAAGAUAAUGAAAUUUGUCAUAUUAAGGAUGGUAGUGUCUCAAUCCUCAAGUUUGACCCUCACAAAGAGAAGCCAGCAUCUGUGCAACGAGCAUUGUCUGUUCUUGAGAUGGAAGUUGAGCAAAUAAAGAAAGGAAGUUAUGACCACUUCAUGCAAAAAGAAAUCCAUGAACAGCCACAUUCGUUGAAAACAACAAUGAGGGGUAGACUGAAGGAUGGUGGGGUUCUUCUAGGUGGACUGAAGGAAUAUCUCAAAACAAUUAGGCGCUGUAGAAGGGUGGUUUUUAUUGGUUGUGGAACAAGUUACAAUGCUGCCUUAGCUGCAAGACCUUUUGUGGAAGAACUGACUGGUAUUCCUGUGACUAUGGAGGUUGCAAGUGACUUGCUGGACAGACAAGGUCCCAUCUACAGAGAAGACACUGCAGUUUUUGUUAGUCAGUCUGGGGAGACAGCAGAUACCCUCAUGGCUCUUGAUUAUGCACUAGAAAAUGGAGCUCUCUGUGUUGGCAUAACAAAUACUGUUGGAAGCACACUGUCUAGAAAAACACACUGCGGAGUUCAUAUCAAUGCUGGUUGUGAGAUUGGUGUUGCCAGUACAAAGGCAUAUACAAGUCAAAUAGUAGCCAUGGCGAUGAUGGCGUUGGCUAUUGGAUCUGAUCAAAUAUCUACUCAAGCUAGAAGGGAAACUAUCAUCAGUGGACUUACCAACCUUUCAAGCAAUGUUAGCGAAGUUCUCAGACUAGAUGUUGAAAUGAAGGAACUCGCCUCGUCACUGAUUGAUUCAGAGUCGCUGCUCGUGUUUGGAAGAGGCUACAACUAUGCCACCGCACUGGAAGGUGCUCUGAAAGUCAAGGAGGUUGCGCUGAUGCACAGCGAAGGCAUGCUUGCUGGCGAGAUGAAGCAUGGGCCGCUGGCCUUGGUGGACGAGAACCUUCCCAUCAUUGUCAUUGCGACUCGUGAUGCAUGCUUCAGCAAGCAGCAGUCGGUGAUUCAGCAGCUCCUUUCGCGCAAGGGGCGCCUGAUAGUGAUGUGCUCGAGGGGAGACGCCUCCGCUGUAUGCCCUAGUGGAUCCUGCAGAGUCAUUGAAGUUCCACAGGUUGCAGAUUGUCUCCAGCCAGUGAUUAACAUAAUUCCAUUACAGUUGCUCGCAUACCAUCUGACUGUUCUCCGGGGAUUCGAUGUGGACCAACCAAGGAAUCUGGCUAAGAUGCAUAAAAAGGGAUCUGAGACGUGGCACAAAAAGGGAUCUAAGACGUAUAUUAUUGCAAGCACAUUGUCACUUCUACUUGUAUCUUUAUUUAUCCUUGCAUUAUUCCUGGCUCGCAAAUAUGGUUUGCUCUCCAAUAAACCGAAGGAAGAACAAAUGAUCAAGUCCUUUCUGCAAAAGAAUGGAAACCUACGUACAAAAAGAUACACCUAUGCGGAAGUGAAAAGAAUGUCAAUGUCUUUUUCUAUAAAGCUAGGACAAGGUGGUUUUGGUGAUGUAUACAGAGGUAACCUCUCUGACGGCCGCCAGGUAGCAGUCAAGCUGCUAAAGGACUCCAAGGGUGAUGGGGAGGAAUUCAUGAAUGAGGUGGCUAGCAUUAGCAAAACUUCACAUGUCAACGUUGUUAUGCUUUUAGGGUUUUGUUUGGAAGGAUCCAAAAGGGCCCUCAUUUAUGAGUACAUGCCUAAUGGUUCACUUGAAAGGUACGCCUUCAAUAGAAACAUGAACAACCAAAAUUUACUAAACUGGGAGAAAUUAUUUGACAUAGCAGUUGGGAUUGCUAGAGGACUUGAAUAUCUUCAUCGUGGAUGCAAUACCCGCAUUGUGCAUUUUGAUAUCAAACCCCACAAUAUUUUAUUAGAUCAUGAUUUCUGUCCCAAGAUCUCUGAUUUUGGAUUGGCCAAACUAUGCCCAAAUAAAGAGAGUGCCAUCUCCAUUGCCGGUGCAAGAGGAACAAUAGGCUAUAUCGCCCCUGAGGUCUACUCAAAGCAAUUCGGAAUAGUAAGUAGCAAGUCUGAUGUCUAUAGUUAUGGAAUGAUGGUGCUUGAGAUGGUUGGGGCAAGGGACAAGAAUAUCAAUAAUGCAGAUAGUGAAUGUAGCAGUCAAUAUUUCCCUCAAUGGAUUUAUGAACAUUUGGAUGACUAUUGUAUCAGUAUUUCUAAGAUCAAUGGUGAGACCACAGAGUUCAUGAGAAAGAUGAUAAUUGUAGGUUUGUGGUGUAUACAAGUGACACCAACUUAUCGACCAACAAUGACUACAGUCGUCGAGAUGCUAGAACAAAGCACAAGUAAUCUUGAAUUGCCACCAAAAGUGAUCCUGACUUGGUAA